Messenger RNA from Beauveria bassiana ARSEF 2860, 1071 nucleotides. RefSeq names its product D-isomer specific 2-hydroxyacid dehydrogenase. Gene Ontology annotation, molecular function: NAD binding. Lineage: Eukaryota; Fungi; Ascomycota; Sordariomycetes; Hypocreales; Cordycipitaceae. The transcript has 2 exons. The record is from RefSeq and is a predicted model, not a curated record. Bases 1 to 1071 code for a protein of 356 amino acids.
AUGGUUCUUAAAAUAGCUGUUCUAGAUGACUAUCAGGGUGUAGCCAAAGACUACUUUGGAGCCCUGGGCGAAGAAUUCCAAGUCAGCUAUUUCAAGGAUACCUUGCUGCCGUACAAUCAUCCCGCAACCCCACAAAGCGUUCGAGAUGCCUUGGUGAAGCGGCUGGAGCCAUUUGAAAUCAUCAACACCACUCGAGAACGGACUCCGUUUCCCGCCGAGCUGGUCAGGCGCCUGCCAAGGCUGAAGCUUCUUCUCACCAAUGGCCAGCGCAAUCUGGCUCUCGACCUCGAUGCGUUCAAGGAGCGAGGCAUCACGGUAGCCAGCGUCGUGAAGCGGGCAGCCGAGGAUGCGCCAAUUGUGGACUCAACGCCGGAGCACAUUCUGACCUUGAUCAUGGCGCUGGCCAAGAACAUUGCCGCCGACGAUGCGUCCGUCAAGGCCGGCGGCUGGCAGACGGGAUUCAGCACGAGUCUGUCUGGCAAGACGCUUGGGCUGGUAGGUCUGGGACGACUCGGGGCCGUCACGGCCAAGAUGCUGCACGCCGCUCUCGGCAUGCAGGUGAUUGCUUGGAGUCCCAACCUGACUCAGGAAAAGGCCGACGAGCAGGCCCGAGCGGCCGGAUUCGCCGCCGUGCAGGCCGACGGACGGCCGACGUUUGCGAGCGUCUCGCGAGAGCAGCUCUUUUGCACGUCUGACGUGGUCAGCGUGCAUCUGGUGCUGUCGGAGCGCUCUCGCGGGCUCGUGACGGCCGACGAUCUGCACAAGAUGAAGGCCGAGUCAUUCUUUGUCAACACGUCGCGCGGUCCGCUCGUGGUGGAGAGGGACUUGCUGGAUACGCUGAAGCAGGGACGGAUUCGCGGAGCCGCCCUCGACGUGUUUGAUAUCGAACCACUGCCCGCAGACAGCGAGUGGCGAACCACGGCGUGGGGACGGGACGGACGCAGCCGGGUGCUCAUGACGCCGCACACUGGAUAUGUAGAUGGCGACGUGAUUCGGGAGUGGUAUAGACUGCAAGCCGAAGAGGUCAUGCGGUGGAAAAAUGGCCAAGAACCUGGCAUGCGUCUCGCGUAA